AUGAAUGUCAAGAUCUCGGAAGGCCCAGUCGUUUUCCUUCCAAUCUACUCGUUGAACCAAGCACCCGAUUCCAACUGGGUCUAUUGGUUAUUUAGGUUCAUUCUACCUAGCUUGCCCUUCAAAUCGAUCACUUCAGAUCGUUUGAAUUGCUUUUGCACGUUCCAACCUUUAUCCUGACUCUUUUCGUGAUUCGGCUCGCCUCGAAAAGCCGCAUUUUUCACAUUAACAUGACAAUCAUCAUCAUGGUCUUCUCGGCGAAAUGGAUCGAGUGCAUGAUCGCCCGGUUUUCGAUUCUGCCGUUUCAAGAAGGCUUCGUCCGAGUUGGAGGUCAGUUUCAUUGUUUUUAUCGCAUGGGGGUAUUAUAGUGUCCAUUUCUCAAAUUUUUCAAAGCUUUUCAAUUUGAAAGUUUCCAAAAUGCGUAGGGUUCUCGAAUGUGGGUAAUCUGAAAGUUUCAAAAUAUUUUCAGCAAAAAGAAGAUGUUUUAGUAAAUUGGAGGUCAAGGUUUCUUUUAUUUGAGCUGGUAUCGUAAUAUGGUGUGCGAAUGAAACAUCUUUAUUUGGUGAGGGCUGGUGAAAAUAGAAAAGUUCAGAUAAAGUCAAUUUUCGGAAAUUUUGUGAUCAGAUUUUUUUAAACUCAAACUUCAUUUCCGUAAUGCUAUGAAGAAAUAUGUACUCAAAAACCAUUAAAACCUUGAAAAUGUUGGAAAACCUUUUCAAAAUUUAAAAACUAGUCAUUAUAAAAACCGACCGAUUUUAGAAUGUCCAAUUUUUUUCCUUUUUCCAAUCUGAGUCAAAAUCGGAAUCACUAUUCAGUAGCGUUCUAUCACAAUUUUCAUCGUUCACGAAAAUUGAGCGCCUUGAAAAAGGUACCAAAGACGGUUGAGAAAACAUGCUUUUUUUUUCGAAAGAGUCAGGGAACCUGUAAAACCAGUUCAACAACAGAAACAAAUAAGGUUUUCACGGUUCAUAACCAUAUGGAGCACAUGCUUUCGGUUUUUUGGGCGUAUUCAUAAUCUCUGAAUUCUUCGCUUUGGUUUGUUCGUGUUUCCUGUUAAGAAAAUCAAAAAAUUCACACAAAUGAGAUCUCUUCAUACAAUUGACGAGAAUCCUCGCGACCUAUUCGAUAAUUUUUGUAUCGGCGACAAAACGCGUCCGCUUAUCAUUGUAAAAGCCGCGUUUUGCCGUUUUAUACGUACCGAUUAAAUUAUUAUUAUUGAAUAAAAUCGACGGAAUUUUUGAUCACACUACCGCAAUCACUCACUUACACCGGUUGUCGCCUACUCAGUACCGUGCAAGGCUUCGGUCCCGCCCGGACUGUUACCGAUUCCCCCCCAGGAGGGUUGA
This is a messenger RNA of Caenorhabditis auriculariae, 1343 nucleotides long. NCBI's taxonomy places the organism in Eukaryota, Metazoa, Nematoda, Chromadorea, Rhabditida, Rhabditidae. The record is from the annotation of a GenBank genome assembly.